Molecule: messenger RNA, 2399 nt
Organism: Sipha flava (yellow sugarcane aphid)
Lineage: Eukaryota; Metazoa; Arthropoda; Insecta; Hemiptera; Aphididae
Exons: 10
Coding region: 685-2367 (560 amino acids)
Source: RefSeq, a predicted model, not a curated record
UUGUAUCGUAGGCGUACUAUACAGUUGUAGUUAGUAUACUUGUCUAUGAGUGUAGUGUAUACCUAUCACUUAGAGGAGGAAAAUUCAUCUAGCCAACAUGACUCGAUGACUGGACAUUUGAGUGACAUUUGACUGUAAUAUCACAUGGUAACACACAACUACAGUGUCAUUAUAUGAGAUCUGGAAAUCGUUACGUUUUUCGAUCUAUUCAAACUAUUUGCUUCGAUGGUUUUUCUUGCCGUGUACCAUUAUCACCACGGAACGGGAUUAUAGUGGGAUUUUUUUUGUCUCCCCCUCCUAAGCGUUCCCUAAGCGAUUGUAUAAAAGAGAAGAAUACAAAAUAGUAAAGGUUAACAGGUUAUGUUAACGAAAUUUAAAAAUUAAAAUCAAUUUGCCUGAUAUUAAAACACCAAACGGAGUCAAGUCGAGUUCGUAAAAAUAAUAAAUUAGCGAUAGUUAAUUUAAGCAGUGGAACUUAAAUUUAAAUGCUAAUUUCAUUGUCAAGUUGAAGGUUUUGUUGAACCGGUCGAAUUCCUCAUUUACGUUAGCCUUUUGUUAAUGAUUAAUAUAGUAGUUUUUCCUGCAAAUUAUUAUUAUCAACAUCAGGAAGAGACUUAGAUAGUUGAUUAAGUAAUUUGUUUCAAGAUAUUUUAGUUAUAAAAUAUUUCAAGUAAUUUGAUCACUAUGCCUCCAUACAAUUCUGUUAAAAGCCUGCAAUCUUUAGCGUUGGAACAGACAUGCAAAUAUAUAUUGGAUAUUAUCCCUCAAAUGAGAAAAAAUAUAAAUGGCUUUCGUGAAUAUUUUAUUAAUAAUGCGCACGCUUGGGCUAGAACCACCAUCUUGGACUACACUAAAGUUCUAUUAGAUAAUGGUGAAAAAGAUCAUCAAAUUUGGCAUGAACUCGAUGGUGUUUUUGAUAGAAAUCCAUAUUUAAGACUAAUAUGUUCUCAAAUACGCAGAUGGCUUGUUAUAGCAAGUACAAUGUUGGAUGUUGGAGUUCAUCGAUUACCACCAAUAGUUUUUGAGGGUUAUAUGGAACGUGAGUUCCACGAUUUUGUUUCUCUUUUAAGUCGUUGUGAUACUCAUCUUAGAGGACUAUGUAUAACUUUUAUGAUGUCAAAUAAAAAUGAUUAUACUCCAUCAGUGUAUUCAUCAAUGUAUAUACUUCAAAAAUCACUUCAUGAAGGUUUAGCAUCAAAACUUGUAUUUCUAAAGCUUUUUGCUAUUUGUGAUAAUUCAAUGUUGAAAAUUAUUGGUGAAAAUGCCCUAUUCUUGAAACAUUUAGAUAUAACCGGUUCAUGGAAUGUAGAUGAAGCAGGCAUCAAAUAUUUAUUGUUUAAAAAUAAUAUGCAUGUAGAAAUAAACAAUGUAUCUAAUGAUGAACUCUGCAAACAGCUUAGUCUAGUAUAUGAUGAUGAAUCACUUUUAAAUGUUUGUUGUUUUACCUUAGAACAAUUGAAAAUUCAAGAUACUAAUACAGAAGAUGCCAGUUUGUUAAUGAUUCUCGCAUGUGUCAAGAGUCUAAAAUCCUUAGGGGGUUUUCUUUAUUUUAGGAAUAUUGGAGAUGCACUGGUGACAGUAUAUGAGAAUUCUCUUAAGCCUCGAAUUUUCCAAUUAACAGAGUUAUAUGAUAUGCAGCUGACCAGUAAAAAAAUUGCUAUUCUCAAGGAAUGUCUACCACAUUUAAAAAAACUGUAUACCCGACUGUCUUGUGUCUGCACUCCUCGGGAUUUUGCUGAUCCGGAGCAGGGUUCAAUGUUUUGGGGUCGUGUUCAAAUUCUUACUAUUGAUCUUGAUUACAUGAUGAAUCGUCAUUUCAUCAAUUUUGUGAAAAAUUAUGGCCAUAACUUAACAGAGCUCAUCAUUCUUGAUCAGAGCACACAGUUAUCUUCCGUUCUGCCUAAUUUCCAGGAAUCUGAUAUUGAUGUUGCUAAACUAUUAAAAAGUUGUCCAAAUUUACAUGUGUUAAAAGGAUAUUUACAUAUUUUUGAAACACCAGAUGGUCAGUUUACCAAACUCAAAUCAAUUGAAUUGCAUAUGCCUACUGUUGAAACAAUAAAUUGGUUUUUUGAAAAUUGCCCUUGUUUAGAAGAAGCUAAGUUGUAUAGUGAUUCAAGGAAUUUGUAUUGGAAUACACAAAUUUUUGAAAGGCCACCUCUUAUCAUGUGCAAUAAUCUCAAACGAUUGGAAAUUGUAUUUAAUGAUGAACAUCCAAUUAUUAAUCACCAAACAGUUAUUCAAUUCAUUGAUAAGUGUUCAAAUUUACAACAUUUGGGACGAUUAGAUAAAUGGAACUUGGACAAAAAAUUUGUUAAACAAGUAAAAAAAUAUAUUCAAGAGAUGAAUUAUGAGCUUGAAAUUUAUUAGAUGAUAAUAUUGAUUUGCCAAUAAGACUGAUA